Eublepharis macularius is the source of this 4505-nucleotide messenger RNA. Its product is annotated as zinc finger protein ZFP2-like. The coding region runs from base 165 to 2201 and encodes 678 amino acids. Gene Ontology annotation, biological process: regulation of transcription by RNA polymerase II. The transcript has 6 exons. NCBI's taxonomy places the organism in Eukaryota, Metazoa, Chordata, Lepidosauria, Squamata, Eublepharidae. Gene Ontology annotation, molecular function: DNA-binding transcription factor activity, RNA polymerase II-specific; RNA polymerase II cis-regulatory region sequence-specific DNA binding. The record is from RefSeq and is a predicted model, not a curated record.
CCUCGCCUCCGCGCCGUGGGAAAAUGGCCUCUGGCUUUCCCACGCCGGCUCCGACCCUCUGAGUCGCGGGCUUAAGAGCGCUACCCAGUUGCCGGUCCUGGCCUUCUGCAGCAGACUAAGGUGAUCUAUCAACUGGGUCGGCGGCUGAUUUGAACAGGGCAGGCAUGGAAAAGCAAGACUCAGCUGGCUUGGAAGCGGGAAAAGGGCCUCAUGUCAUCUACCCUGGGGAGAACGAGGAAUUCCAGGAAAGAUCUGCCCCAAAGAUGCUUAGCGUGGACAUGUCCGGUUCAGGUGCGGAGUGCCAGCGCUUCAGGCGCUUGCAUUACCAGGAAGUGGACGGGCCCCGAGAGGUUUGCAGCCGACUCCACCACCUUUGCCACCGGUGGCUGAAGCCAGAAAGUCACACCAAGAAGGAGAUGUUGGACCUAGUGCUCCUGGAGCAGUUCCUGGCUGUCCUGCCCCCGGAGAUGGAGAGCUGGGUCAGGGGAUGUGGGCCCGAGACCAGUUCCCAGGCGGUGGCCCUGGCAGAGGGAUUCCUCCUGAGCCAGGCAGAGGCCAAGAAACAGGAAGAGCAGGGGACACCAGAAGGGGCUUUCCCCAAGGCAGAGAGGGCUCCAUCAGACCCCAAGCAGAAGUCACUCUUCGGGGGGAUACCACAAGAACGUGGUGGAGGUGCUCCCUCAUGGGAUAUUGAAAGGACGUUGCCUGGUUCUUGUAGGCCUCCCCCUCCCUGUGGAAGAGCGAAAGCAUCGUCCGUGCAGCCAGAUAAGGGUCUGGUGAGCUUUGAGGAUGUGGCCGUGUACUUCUCAGAGGAGGAGUGGGCUUUGCUGGAUCCGGGCCAGAGGGCUCUGCACGGGGAAGUCAUGGAGGAGAACGGCAGGACUCUGGCCUCUCUGGAGGAGGAGAGCAAGAGAGGAGGGGAAUGGCAGAAACAGACAAUGGAAGACAGAGCUCAAGAGAGGAAGAGAUCCGUUGCUUCUAAAAGUUCUCCUUUUCAUGGGAUAGUGGUUCAAAAAGAAAGACAAAGAGGUAAAUCAAGCCUUGAUGCCCAUCAAAGAAUGAAACAUGGGAAGAAUGUACUGAAAUUCUCAGAGUGUGAAAAGAGCAUCAGUCAGAACUCCAACCUUACUUCCCAUCACAGCAUCCACACAGAGGACAAACCAUACAAAUGUUCAGAAUGUGGGAAGAGCUUUUCUGACUGUUCAAGCCUUACUUCCCAUUAUAGAAUCCACACAGGGGAGAAACCAUACAAAUGCUCAGAAUGUGGGAAAAGCUUUAGUUACCAUACAGGCUUUACUUACCAUCAAAGAAUCCACACAGGGGACAAACCAUACAAAUGUUUAGUAUGUGGAAAACGCUUUCCUGACUGUUCAAGCCUUAAUUCCCAUCGUAGAAUCCACACAAGAGACAAACCAUACAAAUGUUCAGAAUGUGGGAAGAGCUUUAGAUAUCGUCCAGGCCUCACUUACCAUCAAAAGAUCCACACAGGGGAGAAACCAUACAAAUGUUCAGAGUGCGGAAAGAGCUUUACUGUCCGUCAAAGCCUUACAUCUCAUCAAAGAAUCCACACAGGAGAGAGACCAUACAAAUGCUCAGAGUGUGGAAAGAGCUUUACUGUCUCUUCAAAACUUGCUUCCCAUCAAAGAAUCCACACAGCGGAGAAACCAUACAAAUGUUCAGACUGUGGAAAGAGCUUUAGGCAUCGUUCAGGCCUCACUUACCAUCAAAGAAUCCACACAGGAGAAAAACCAUAUUUAUGUUCAGAGUGUGGAAAGAGCUUUACUCUCCGUCAAAGCCUUACUGCCCAUCAAAGAAUCCACACAGGGGAAAAACCGUAUAAAUGCUCAGAGUGUGGAAAGUGCUUUACUGUCCGUCAAAGCCUUACUGCCCAUCAAAAAAUCCACACGGGGGAAAAACCAUAUAAAUGCUCAGAGUGUGGAAAGUGCUUUACUGUCCGUUCAAGGCUAACUUCCCAUCAUAGAAUCCACACAGGGGACAAACCAUACAACUGCUUAGAGUGUGGAAAGAGUUUUAUUGUCCCUUCAAAACUUGCUUUCCAUCAAAGAAUCCACACAAAGGUCAAACCAUACAAAUGUUCAGAAUGUGGAAAGUGCUUUAGUGAGUGUUCAAGUCUCAUUUACCAUCACAGAAUCCACACGGGACAAUUCAUACAAAUGCUUAGAAUGUGGGAAGAGCUUUAGCUACCAUUCAAGCCUUACUUCCCAUCAAAGAAUGCACAUGGGAGAAACCAUAUAAAUGCUCAGAGUUUGGAAAGAGGUUCAGUUUGAGCUCACAUAGGCAGGAAACCGUAUCAGUGCUCAUAAAACGAAAAGAGCUUCAGUCAGAGUGCAUACCUUACUUCUGAGAGAAUCCAAAUCUGGGACAAAAUAUAUCUAUGAUAACACUGCAGAAAGAACUUCAGGAAGGGCUCACAACUUCCCAUCAGAGAAUCCACAGCCUAGCACUUGCUCAUCGCUUCCUGCCCUCCCUCUCAGACACAGAGAAAUGUGGCCUUUUAGACCCUGUGAGGUCUGCUUCUCUGAGAUGCUGGGAGUCUUGGCAUGUUCUAGGAUUUGGCUAGAAUCCAGGUUUGUUUACAAUUCAUAUCAGGGGAGGCUGAGGAAAUCAGUGUCACUUUAUCGUAUCCAGACGAGCUUUCAGGUGGCUUUCAUGGCCCCAUCUGGCUGCAGCUUGGCUCCUGGCCUCAGCUUUGUGUUGGCUUGUGGUGCUGUAUGUUUGUGUCUACAACAACAAAGAAGCUGUUCAGGCAAAUUGUUCCCCUGAGUGGAAGGGAGAGCAGAAGAGAAAACCUGAAGAACUCAGCAUGCCAGAGAAAAUGAGAGUAGACACUGCAGCUGGAGACAAAGAAGAGUCGCUCCUCCCACCCAGCAACAUAAAAGCUAGAUGAGAGGUUUCAUGGUUCCUGCUGUGAAGACUCGGUCCACAUUUGCUUUCAUUAAUCUGUUUGAGAACGACUGACAUUGUUUUAAAAAUGAAGCCUCUCGACUUUACUGUAGACAUUGGAGUGGGCAAGGCGAAGAGUAAUCAUUCGACAGCGACUGAAAUAAGUGCGACUCUUUCUUUGUUCCUCUAGAACGUUUUUGCACUUGACUUUAACUGCAUCUAAUCACUGGUCAUGGGCUUACUGAAGAAACACUUUUCGUUUGUUUCCCUUUGUGCACUUUGAUCUUACAUACCUGAAACCUGUUUUGAACUAUACUUAUCGAAGACUUCAUUGACUCAGAAGUUAUACUGCUUUUACAGUUUCCUUAUUUGUAUUGUUUAUAAGGUAUAGUAAUGGUUUAUAGAUGAUAACCUUGAAUAGUUUGUAGGUUAAGUAGAUAAACAAUAGAUAUAGUUAUAUAGCAUAGUAAAGACAUGUUUAAGUAAGGCUUCAAAUGCCAAAGGGGAGGGGGCUGUACCUUUUGAAGAAGAGCUGGUGACCUCCCGUGAGUAACAAUUCAGAAUGUUGGGAACCUGUCUGUAAAUGAAUUUCAAAGAUUAGAGAAACAUAUCCUUCAAAGCCAGAUGAUUCUAGGACUGAGAUACAUAAUAAGAUAGAUGUCCUGGAUAAGAAGUUACCAUUAAACAAAAAGAAAACUGCUGAGAUUCUAAAGGAUGUACAAGAAAUGAGAGAUUAGAUCAGCACUAACAGGAGUAGAAAAAAGGUAGCAAUACUAGAAUUGGCUAACAAAGCUAAUAGUUUAUAAAGGGAGAAAAUAAUAGAAUUAGAGGAUAAAAUAGAGAGUGCAGGACUUGUUUUAAAAUAAGAGGACUAAAGGAAAAAAUUGCAUGGGAUAACUUAAAACAAUAUUGCUAGGGCCUUUCUAUAGGUAUCUUUGGAUACCUGAGAGUUUCAGGUGAUGAAAUAAUUCAGGUUAAUUCCAGAAUAACAAGGCAACAUGAGGUAUGCAGAGACAUCAUCGUAACCCUUGGUAAUAUUAAAAUCCGUUAUGCUAUCCUGAAUAUUUUAUAGAAUGACCCAUUAAAAAUAGGUUGUGAAACCAUACAGGCUUUCCCUGAUAUCUCUCUAUUAACCCUACAAAAAAGAUGAGAUUUGAGAUUGUUUACUGAUCAGCUAAGGCAUUGUGUAUAGAUGGGGGACUCUAGGCUUCACAUUAAAUUUAGAGGGAAGUCAUAUUCAGUUAGGACAAUACAGAAAUGAAAGGGGUUUAUUAAAUAACUAUUGAACAUACAUUAUUGUGAGGAAACAUAAGGUAAAUUUUAAGAUUUAGAUAGCGGGAGGCCCUUUUCAGGUAUCAAGUUAUAGGUAGACAAGUUGGAAUUAGAUAGUUAAGACCGAUAGGAAUUAAGUAAAGAAUAGCUUGGAAUCAGUAUUGAGAAUGACUAACUUAGAAUUCAAAAUUAUCUCUCUCAAUGUGAAUGGUGGUGUCUACGAACCUUGCAAGAGAUGUAAAAUUUUUUAUAAAUUUCUUAGAAAAAAUGCAGAUAUUGUACUCUUGCAGGACUUGCAUAUUAAAAACUCACAAGCCAAAAUCCUUGAA